AUGUUUGAAGUGAGAAAGGUAAAUGUUUUAUCUGUUAGAAAUAUAAAAAUCACUUAACCUCGUGAUAAGCUAAUAAAAUAAAUCCUAAGAAGAAAUAGUAGAACUUAGGUAUGUAAAUAUAUCAAGAAGUAUUAACAAACUCACUAAUUUAGAUACAGCAGCUAAAUACAGAUAAGCGAAGAUUAAUGUUCUGCAUUAAUAGGGUGGAAAAUAGUCAUACAUAUUUAAUGCAAUGUGGUUCCCUAAAGAUAAGAACUAAUGUAUUGAUGGUGAAGUAUUGCAUAUCUCUAUUUUAAUACAUAAGAUUCUAAAGAUUAAUUAAAUGAAAAUUAUCUGAAAAAAGAACUCAAAGAAAGGACAACAUCUAUCAUCUCAAGAAUCUCAACAUUACUCGCAGUCUCUUCAUCUAUACUUGACAAAAGGAUUUUAGUAGGAUAUACCCAGAAAUAGUUUGAAACAAAAGAGCAAAUGUAAAUUAAACCAUUUGGGAAUUAUCAAAAAGUUUCAAGAAAUAUACACAAAGAAUGGCUAUUGUACCCAAAAUAUUUGCUAGAAAAAUUUUAACACAACUUCCUUUCCUUAACAAUAGAUCCUCAUAAAAGGAGUAAAACCAUUCCUCACAGAAAUCAUUGCCAUAUCAUCAUUAAGCGAUUCUGCUUAAAAUCUACUAUAACGCGAUUCAACUUUUCUUUUAUGCAGCUUAUGAAGUAUAUUAUAGAAAGUGUGUACUCAUUUGGAACUGCCUCAAAUAUUUUGAAAUACCACUUCAAUUAUAGAUGUUCAUUUUGCAUUGAUGAAAUGGUAACUAUCACAAUAAGUUUACCUUUCAAUGCUGCACCACAAGCUAAAACAGCAUACUCCUACAUAUUGAUGAACUUGCUUUAACAAGUACAAUAAACAGAAUGCCCUUACCUACAUAUCAUGUCAAGCAAGUAGGAAUGCAGAAGCACAUUCAAAAAUCACCAGUAGAGCCACAUAAUAUUAAAAACUAUUGUGAGCUUUAUAUACUUUUUUUGUUCCUUCUUUUGGAGGGAGGAAGAGACCAUAUUUGUUAUAUAAACUGAAAUAUUGAUAAAAUAAUUUUACGAUCAAAACAACACUAAUAAAUAAACAUCUGUAGAUUAUUGA
Messenger RNA from Paramecium octaurelia, 1128 nucleotides. Lineage: Eukaryota; Ciliophora; Oligohymenophorea; Peniculida; Parameciidae. The record is from the annotation of a GenBank genome assembly.